AUGCCUUCUAGCAAUGCGACGCCUGGCCGAGUGUGGAAGAGGAAACGCCGUCAGUCAAAGUCGAAGGAGGAAAACCAAGGCGCAAAGAUGAAGGGAGACCAAUCGAAUGAGCCGCCUAAAGCUGCGGGUUCGUUUGAUGCAUCAAAGCUAGGUGCUGAAGGGAACCACGCUGCACUUACCGUUGAAAGGGUUGUACGUCGGUAUCCAAAAUUGGAGCGACGACUCUACGAACCCCUCGUUCUGGUACAUGUUAUAGAUCCAGUUCGAGGUGUUCGGUUUAACAAUACAAAUGACACCACUGAUGACACGUUGGAUAAACUACGAAGAUCUUUCAUCAAUGGAAUCGCAACAAUAUGCGACUUUCGCAAAGGAGGUGACACUGUCACAGCUGCGGCAUUGCAAGCCACCCCCGAGCACACAGUUAUCUGGCUCUCCGCCAACAAAACCCCAAGUGCUAAAACUGUAAAUUAUUUAGAAGGAAUUCUUGCAAUUCUUACAGAGGUGACGGUAGAGAAAAGGUCAUCCACAAGUGAAGAAAUUAUACGCAGGAUCAUUGAGUUUUGCGAACCAAGGCUGAGCCAUUAUUGCAAUGAGCUGGUGAAAGAGCUCCCGAAAUGUCUGAACAAGAUAAAGUCUCUCGAAGAGGCAGUGCAGUUGACCGACAGUGAUCCCGAAUUGUCCAAGGCAAUUCAGUGGUUGCAAGAAAUGCAGAAACUCACACUACAACAAGAGAAGCCCAUCAAAGACAUCAUGAACUUCUGUAUCAGAGGUCGAUGUUUUUCUCCAACUCUUGCUAGCCUGGCGAGAAGAGAAACCGAUAUGCAUAAACCAAUAACGCGAGCAAUGCACUACGUCGGACGUUUGGUUGUUUAUUUGAAAUGUGCUAGAGCCUUAGUGGACGGCGCCCUAGACUUGCCUCAGUUGCUGGACGGUUAUCAGCUUCGUAUAUGCGAGUCGCCUAACUACGUUCAAUCUCCACUUAACCCUGAGCAGUCAACGCUUGCCGGAAUCGUUGGUCGUAUGUUCCAGGGAUCUAUCGCCGACCAAACCCGUUCGGAUCUUGAAAGGUUGGAUAUCUUCUGUGACAUACCAGAAAAAUUGAAGGAUGCAUGUACGUUUAGGACUCGAGUCCACGCGGAGCUUCUAUUGGUUGACAAAUUUCGAUCGAACAAAUGGGAGUUCUUUGCAGGUGAUCGAUAUGUUGGUUGCAGCAAACCAGCGUGCUUCUGUUGCUACCAUUACAUCAACUCUCUCCCAGAGAGAUAUUUUGUAGCACAGUGCCAUAAUAAGGUCUACACGCAUUGGCGAGCUCCAGACCUUACUGAUAUCCAUGAUUUCAGUGCAGCAAAAGUGAGGGAAGACGCGUUGAAUGUUGUGAUCGCGAAACUUCGUACGGAAGUUCGUCGCUGUAUAGAUGACAGGCCGGUGAGGAUUCGGCCGCAUUUCGAUUCCAUUACCGGUUCUAUGUCGGUGCCUCAAUCGAACGAGGCAUUGUAAAAUUACGGCAUGCCUACGCUCCAUCCCCGGUCGAUGCUAGAUAACUAUUACUCGAUUAUCGAGUCGUGACUUGAGACAAUGCAUGCUAUGUGCUUCGGCAUCGGUAUUCCCGAACCGGAUCUUUAUAUGGAUGAAAAGGAACAAGGUCUAUUUUCAUUUCGCAAGUCUACUAAGUCAACCUUUUGAUGGAAUGAUAGGUUCGAAGUGAAAGCAAGCAUAGGUGAUUGUAUUAUUGUUGUCUUCUCAUAAGGUUGACAGUAUCCAUACGGUAGGCAAAGUAGCCCUACCGUCCAACAUUUGUAUAAAGCACUAACGAGCAGACACUGGCAUCAUCUUCUGUGUUAUUUUUUUAUUUUUUGUUUUUAAUUGGAGCUUAUUUCUGACCUCGUGUAUGUACCGGGGGAUCAUGUCGGCUUCCAAAGGGCAACGAGCUACACAAUAGCGCAUUUAAAUUGAUCAAGGGAUUCCCUCCAACAUUUGAUACUCUGCUUCGUGACCAAUCCAUAUCUCUACUCAGCUGGGAGGCAGGUAUACGUCGGGGGCUAAACUUCCCCGGUGGAUCACACGUUGUGUGCCUAGGUGCUUUCUGCAAGGUCGGUUCUUUGCUGUAUUAGCCCUCAUAUGAAGAGGGAAGCGGUCACAAAAGAGUCUCGGAAGCAAGACAUCAGAUGUUUCGUUUCACCCGAUAUUUUCUUUUUUCUUUUUCUUGGGCUUCUCAAGGAAGCAUUGGGCAGGUUUAACUAGCUUGGUGAUUGCUCAGCCCGCUUGAGUGUUUCAGUCAAGCAGAUUCUUAAAGCAGCCUGUCUCCAGAGCCACUCUAACCCUAGUAUGUACGCACAAUUGCAGCAAUGUGGGAAACUCCACAUUCCCUUACUCCGUAGUAGCGGUAGCUACCCACACGCGAGGCUGUUUUUGCUCGUGUGUCGAGAUCACUCCAUUAUUAGACGGAUGGCAGCUGCUUUGACUGCCGCUUGGGCAAACCUAAAAGGUGAAGUCGGCCAUUACAUGGCCAUAAAGCAACUGCAAGAUUAUGUCUGGCUCACAAGCUCUUCACGCAUCUUUUGCGAGCCCU
This is a messenger RNA of Coccidioides immitis RS, 2569 nucleotides long. RefSeq lists its product as uncharacterized. The transcript has 2 exons. The record is from RefSeq and is a predicted model, not a curated record. The coding region runs from base 1 to 1497 and encodes 498 amino acids. NCBI's taxonomy places the organism in Eukaryota, Fungi, Ascomycota, Eurotiomycetes, Onygenales, Onygenaceae.